Molecule: messenger RNA, 244 nt
Organism: Staurois parvus
Lineage: Eukaryota; Metazoa; Chordata; Amphibia; Anura; Ranidae
Source: the annotation of a GenBank genome assembly
AAUCACCACUGGGUUUUUAAUUUUUUGCUAAACCAAAAACAACUGAAUUUUGUUUUAAAAAAUAAUUUUUUCUUUGUUUUUGUUAUAAAGUUUUGUAAAUAAGUGAUUUUUCUCCUUCACUGAUGUGCGCUAAUGAGGCUUCAGUGAUGGGCACUGAUGAGGAGGCACUGAUGGGCACUGAUAUGUGGCAUUGAUAUGCACUAGGAGGCACUGAUAAGUGGCAUUGAUGUGGCACUGAUGGGCA